AGUUAAUUUUUGGUCUCCAUUUAAAAGCUCCUCUUCGUAUCUUCGUCUUCCUCGUCUCUUCCACUCUCUCUCUCUCUAUGAGUUUUUUAAGUCGCCAUUAAAGAGCUCCUCUCCUCAAGCUUUCCUUCGUUCCUCGCUCUCUCUUUCUCUCUCUCUUCGUGUCGCUUAUUCUUGGUCAUUUAAGCAUCUCUUUGACGUUAUACCCCUCUUCCUCUCUCCAGAAACGAUUUUAUUCUCCGCCAUGAGAUCCUGUGAGCCAUGUUUCUUCUUCUCCUUCUCUCUCUGUGUCAAUGCUGAAGGGAAGAGGUGGUGCUUUGUCUUUUUGUGAGAUCUGUAUGCGAGCGGGCUAGAGAGAGGGGAGUGCCCGAGAGGAGAGGGAGAGGGAGAGGGAUCAAAGCGCUAGCUUCGGUGGAAGGAAGGAACAAGGGGAGCUUCUGGCGCGAUGAAGCAGGAGGCUCGGCUAGAUUCGCUGGUGUUCCAUCUGACGCCUACCCGAACCAGGUGUGAUCUGGUUAUUGUUGCAAAUGGUAAGACGGAGAAGAUUGCAUCUGGGUUACUGAACCCUUUUCUCGCGCAUCUGAAGACUGCUCAGGAUCAAAUUGCCAAGGGUGGUUACUCUAUUAAACUUGAACCAGACCCUAAAAUCGAUGCAGUAUGGUUUACCAAGGGCAUUGUGGAGAGGUUUGUUCGUUUUGUGAGCACGCCCGAGGUUCUGGAGCGGGUGACCACCAUAGAGUCCGAGAUCUUGCAGAUUGAGGAGGCAAUUGCUAUUCAGAGCACCGACAAUCUUGGCUUGAGCACCGUGGAAGAUCAUCAAACAAAACCAGUAGAGUACACGGAAGGUAGCAAGUCCACAUUUGAUGCUGAUGCAGAAAAGGCAAUAGUUCUUUACAAGCCCGGGUCACAACCACAUCCAUCAGAUUCAAAUGGAUCCGCACCACAGGAGGAGAAUUCAAAAGUUCAACUCUUGAGGGUACUUGAGACCCGCAAAAUCGUAUUGCAGAAAGAGCAGGGUAUGGCCUUUGCACGUGCUGUAGCAGCUGGUUUUGACAUGGAUCACAUGGCACAAUUGAUAUCAUUUGCUGAGUGCUUCGGAGCAUUGCGUUUAAUGGAAGCGUGCUUAAGAUUUAUGGAGUUAUGGAAGAGAAAGCAUGAAACUGGACAAUGGGUUGAAGUUGAGGCUGCAGAAGUAAUGUCUGCCCGAUCUGAAUUUUCUUCUUUGAAUGCCUCGGGGAUUAUACUUUCUGGAGAUUCUAGGAAACAGAAAGAAUUUGGCGACGCAUGGCCUGUCUCCUGUGGGGAUAUGGGCACAGAGAGCAAUGGGACAACUGAUAGAAAGAUCCAUUCAGAUCCGCAGGUUCCAUUGGGACCCAAUGAGUAUUACCCAGGCCAUUUUCAGCAUCCUAUACAUCCCCAAUGGCCUGUGCAUUCUCUGGCAGGUCCGCCCCUCUUUCAACUUUAUCCUAUGCAAGGCAUGCCAUAUUAUCAGAAUUAUCCAGGGGGUGGUCCAUCUUUCCACUCCCCAUAUUCUCCAGUGGAGGAUCCGAGAUUCAACACGCCUCAAAAAACAUGGCAGAAGAGGCAUUCCAUGGAUAGUAAAGAUAGCAAUACCGAGUUGGAGGCAUCAGAAAUGGGUGGUUCUGGUACAAGAUCACAGGAUGGUGCAGAUCAAAAUAUAUCAGAGUUUGAGAAAGAAGGUUCUCAUGGUCGUGAAUCACAUAAAAGGAUUGGCCGUUCAGGAAAGAAAAAGUCUGGUGUGGUUGUCAUUCGGAACAUAAAUUACAUUACAUCAAAGAGGCAUGACACAUCAGGAAGUGAAUCAGUAUCAGCUUCUGAUAGUGAAACUGAAGAGGAAAGCGAAGAUAUGUCUGAUGACCAUUACAGGAAGCAUAAGAACUCUUCAAGAACUUCAAAGAGAAAUGAGGUUCAUGUCAAAUCUAUGGAAUCUUUAGAUGCAUAUGCCAAGGAUGAAAUCACUUAUGGACCAGAGGCAGAUUCUGAAAACUGGCAGGCAUUUCAGAGUUACUUGUUGAGAGCUGAAGAGAAGGCAAGAACUGUUGAUGGGGACAUCUUUGCUAGUGAAAAAGAGCCUCCAAUCAAGAGAAAACAGAACAAUGGUGAAGGCGAUCCUAUCCUUCUUCCUGAAAGAGAUUCUGGUAAUGUGCGGGAUCAGAGGAUGGUAGGAUUAGAUUCACUUAAUGGUAAGGCAAUCCGGAUGAAGCAGAUGGCUUCAAAUGAUGAAUUAUUAAUUUCAAGUGAAGGAAAAGGCUUAAUAGAUAGCCAGCUAAAAGAAAUAGAAGGGGGAAGGGGAGGAUAUAGAAGUGUAACCAGUGAUGAUUUCAUGAUUUAUGGACGAGAAAAGCAAAUGAGCAGUAAGAAUUCUUCAGACCCACUUGUUGAUCUGCAAUAUGAACUUGAUAAAAAUUUGGAUAAGAAAUCCUCGUAUAAUGGUACAGAUGAGUCCUUCAUUGUUCCAUUUAGGUCAGGCUCACAAGAUCAACUUGGACAAGAUGGCAGAACUGCUAUUGACAUAGAUUCUGAAUGCCCUCCAGCUCUGCAUAGAACUGAGGACUCUUCUAGUAAGCCUAAAAAUCAACUCACUUAUGAACCGGAUGAUUUGAUCUUACUGCCUGAGCGUGGGAUGGAGAGUGUAUCCAUUGGUUAUGAUCCUGCUAAAGACUAUGAUAUCCAGAUUCCUGUUGAAAAUGCUGUCAAAAUUGAAACCAGAAACAAUGAGGAUGUCUCAACAAGCACCAAAGAAGAGUCAAAAAAUUCAGACAAGGACAAAAAGUCAAAAGUUUCACAGAGUAAAUUGGAGAAAAAGAAAAAGGAUGCACUGAUGAGGAAAGGGACAUCCUCAAAGAUGAAUCCACCGGCUGAAGCACAAAAACGUGCAGAGAAACUGCGGGCCUUCAAAGCUGAUCUUCAGAAAGCAAAGAAAGAGAUGGAAGAGGAAGAGAUAAAGCGAUUGGAAGCUUUAAAAAGAGAAAGACAAAAGAGAAUUGCUGCUAGGGGUAGUUCGAAUGCCACUCAGCCGCCAUUGACCCCCCAACAGAGCAAAUCUCGAUUGCCGAAAAAGCUUUCUCCAAGUUCUUACAGAGGAUCAAAGUUUAAUGACUCGGAUCCUGGAUCUUCACCUUUACAAAAGCUGCCUACCAGAACCUCUUCGGUUGGGUCCAACGAUUCUCAGAAAAUCACAAGAACUAGCAAAUUAAAUGGUAGUAGCCAUGGAUUAAGUCGGUCAGUGUCAUCAUUGUCUGAGAUGAAGAAAGAGACUGGUAAUUCCACACCAGAAGCAAAGACAGCUUCUGUUCAAACUAGAAGACUUUCUGAUCCCAAAGGUAGUAAUGUUCGGCACACUUCCUCGCUAAAAUCAGUUACCAGUGCUGAAGUACCAAAGAUAGGCAUACCUGAUGAGCCACAAAAAAGGAUCUCUGCACUAAUGCAACUGGACAAAAGCAAGUUAGCAACUCUGCCAGAGCUGAAGGUUAGAACAUCAAAAGGCCCUUCCAAUAUGGUCCAAAACAAGUCAGCUGCUAAAGAGACAUCACAAAAAGGAACUGUAAGCCGAACUUCUCAAUUUUCUGACACCAUCCAUGCAAAAAGGAUUAAUAACAAGGCAUCAAGGCUCAGCAACAGUCAUGACAAUUUAGUAAUUGAGAAGACAGUUGUGAUGCUCAAAAAUGAGGUUCUUUCAGCUCCUGCUGUUCAAGCAUUUGAAGCAGUGAUAGGCAUAGAAGAUAGAAUGCAUGGAGAUGAUAAAAUAGAGACGGUUGGGCUGAAUUCAGAAUAUGGAGCUAUCCAUGCUCCACCUUCACCCAUAAUCGUAGGCGAAGUUGAGAAUUCCAGUGAACAUGAGUUGGAUGAGCAGCUGAAUUCCGAUGAGGUGGUUAUUGAUUACUCAAAGGAGGAGCCUCAGAAGUUCUCAAACUCUACAGUCAUAGAUAAGCCUUAUCAAGCUCCCUAUGCUGGAACAACAUCCUUUGAGGAUUCCACUGCCGAUAAUGUAGAAUAUGCUCAAGUACUGCCUGUUCGAAACUCUGAAAUGGAUAGAAUGCCCAAUGAGAGUAUUGAGGCAUGUGUGUCCAGUUUUGCCAUGGACUCGAAUUCAGUAGAUCAUACUCAGGAGUCGCACAAGGAGCCUCGGAGCAAAGAAACAAAAGGUUUUAGAAAGUUAUUAAAAUUUGGAAGAAAGAGCCACAUCUCAGCAACAGGUGAGGGUAACCAAGAUUCAGAUGCAUCGUCUAUAGAUGAACACGCUAUAGCUGCUGCUUCGUUAAAUGAUGUUCAUAUGCUGAAGAAUCUCAUUUCCCAAGAUGAUAGCCAUGCUGGAGGCACUCAAACUAAAGUUUCUCGCCCCUUCUCCAUUCUUUCACCCUUCCGCAGCAGGAGCAGCGACAAGAAGGUGUCUGCAUGAUAAGCUAAUUCCUACAAUUCAUGCGAGGUAAGAUGCAUGUUCUAUCAAAAUAUGGCUGAGAGGUUUUGGUAAUUGAUUGGUUAUUUGCCGCUGUCUUGUAAACAAUAAUGUAAAAUUUGUGCUUGCGAAAAUUCAUUUCUUUUUGUUGAUGCCGGCUUUUGUAAUGAUCAACAACUAUAAUAUUGGAUCUGUUAGCACUUGAAUUGUACUCCGUUGUUGUUUUUGUGUUUCA
Messenger RNA from Phoenix dactylifera (date palm), 4649 nucleotides. RefSeq names its product COP1-interacting protein 7-like. The record is from RefSeq and is a predicted model, not a curated record. Lineage: Eukaryota; Viridiplantae; Streptophyta; Magnoliopsida; Arecales; Arecaceae.